AUGCCGGAUCAAUAUAUUCAUAUGGACCUCGAGCACCGCGGUGCGGAACAGCCAGUGAGAAAAUCACGUGUGAUUCGUCUUUGGAAGAUCCCCCUUCCUCUGCGCAAGGGUCAACUUUCGUCUGACCUGUUGAAGAAUAUAGCUUGGCUUAUGACGUUGUUAUGUGUUACUCAAUUUGCAUAUAUAAUAUAUCUUCAAAAUGGUAUGAUUCGCGUACCGAACGACCCGUACGACAUUAGAUUCAGCAAAGUCAUCGACGAGAAAAGCCCGUCCAUCUGGGACCACGAUCGCCAAUCAUUCAUCCGCAACGCUCUUCCGGUGCCCGUACACUCACAUAACGAUUAUUCGCGCCGUAUUCCUCUCUUCGAGGCACUUGGCUCAGGCUGCAUCAGUAUUGAGGCCGACAUUCAUUUACGUAACUCUGAUCUUCUUGUUGGGCACACAUCAGCCAGCUUACAACAUAGCAAGACAUUGCGCUCGAUGUACCUGGAGCCUUUACAAAGAAUGAUCGAGGUACAGAACGGCAAUGUUGCUGAAGGCACUUGGCGGGGUCUCUUCAACCUCGCUCCUCACCAGACACUCGUCCUCCUUAUUGAUCAUAAGACCUCGGGGCCAGAGACUUUUAGGGAGUUAUAUACUCAACUACAACCACUCCGUGAUCUUGACUACCUCACUUACUGGAAUGGUACAGAGAGGGUGCUUCGACCCCUGACCAUCGUUGUAUCAGGCAGCGCUCCAUUUGAGUCGGUUACUAUGCUUAAUGAAACACACAGAGACAUCUUCUGGGAUGCAAACCUAGAGGAGUUGGUCUCCGCCAGCGACAACUUUGAUGAAGAACCUUUCAAAUAUGUAUACAAUGCCUCGAACUCGUAUUUCGCAUCCACUGAGUUCAAAAAUGCUGUUUUGUACUCCUACCGCGAACCAUUUACUCCACCGCCAAAGACUCCACAGAUGAAGGAUAUGGUGGCAACGCAAAUCGAGCAAGCUAGGGCUAGAGGCUUGAUGGUCAGAUAUUGGAAUACGCCUUCACAACCACCAAACCUUCGAGAGGUCGUGUGGAGGGUCUUGAUCGAAAGGCAAGUCGACAUCCUGAAUAUGGAUGAUUUGGGGGCUGUCAGAGCUAGAGCAAAUGGAUGGGGAAAUAUCAAAACAUGA
Xylona heveae TC161 is the source of this 1155-nucleotide messenger RNA. RefSeq lists its product as hypothetical. Gene Ontology annotation, biological process: lipid metabolic process. Gene Ontology annotation, molecular function: phosphoric diester hydrolase activity. Lineage: Eukaryota; Fungi; Ascomycota; Xylonomycetes; Xylonales; Xylonaceae. Bases 1 to 1155 code for a protein of 384 amino acids. The record is from RefSeq and is a predicted model, not a curated record. The transcript has 2 exons.